GCUUCCGAGAAUCCACAGUAGCUAAAGGGAGGCGAAGAGCCGCGCGAGAUGCAUUGCUCUGAAGGGGAAGGGGACGGGGACGUCGCUGCGGACAGGCGCGGCGGGAGAAGGGGGAGAAAGUAACUGGCCGGCUCAGAGGACGGGGAAGAAAAGGAGCGAAAGUGUCCAGUUUAAAGGGAAAGGCCGUCUAAGACCGCGAAGGCCUGAAGGAAGAAGGAGUCGACAAGCAGGGGGUGCUGUGAGCCAUGCCCCAUAGCUCCGACAGCAGUGACUCCAGCAGCUUCAGCCAGUCCUCUUCAUCCAGCAAACAGGACUCUUCUGAUGAAAUGAGGAAAGUGCAAAGAAGAGAAAAGAAUCGCAUUGCAGCUCAGAAGAGUCGGCAGAGACAGACCCAGAAAGCAGAUCACCUGCACUUGGAGAGUGAAGACUUGGAGAGACAGAAUGCUGCUUUGCGGCGAGAAAUCAAACACCUAACAGAGGAACUGAAACACUUUUCCACAGUGUUGAAUUCCCAUGAGACUCACUGCUCAAUUCUCCAGACACAACCCACGGUGCCUUCAGAAGUGCUUUUUACCCCACUUGCUUUUCCUCAAAGCCAUAUCAGCUCCUCUUGUUUCCCACACUGAUAUCAACAGUAGGACUGAAAAAAAGCUUGGAUUCCAUGCCUAGAACAAUGAGAGGAGGGGGUUUCUCCCUAGGACAGCUCAGAAUAUCCUCAUGUCUCUGUUUAGCAUAAUGAGGAGUCAAGAUGUCUUGGAUCCGGCCUCGGUUGCAUAUCAGGAUACAAAAGAAGUGUUUCUGCAAAGGGCUUGCUUUGGGGAAUGAGAUCCAGAGAAUAAGAUAACCACAUAUUUCUGUUACUUGCACUGAAGUUCUGCAUAUUGAAGUGUGUUCUUUUGCAAAACGCGUAUUCUACUGACUUUAAAAAUGCAACUCUCAGGAAGUGACUAAAAUUAAUUCAUUAUUUUCCUAAAUAAAAUUUCUUUUUUUUAAAAAAACAUUUUAAAGUCUGAUUUUUGCUUUCAUUUCUAUCAAUUCCUCCCCUACCCCAUUCCAAACCCUUAAUCAAUGGACAAGAAAAACUUUAGGAAUUGUAGAAGUCUGUGAGCCAAACAUUGGUUGCAUUAGCACAGCACAACAAAUCACACAGCCACAUUUUAGCUUUGUGUGUCCUGUAGUCCUAGCUUUGCAGUUAUUGAAUUAAUUCUGAAAAUGAUUCACCAUGGAUGACUUGUAUGACUGCAGCCACAAGAUUAAACUGAUCAUAUUUUAUUUUUAUUUAUAUCCUACCUUUAUUGUAUUUUUAUUUAAAAAACUCAAGGCGGUGAACAUAUCUAAUACCCCUUCCAGUU
This is a messenger RNA of Notechis scutatus (mainland tiger snake), 1352 nucleotides long. It is a transcript of the gene BATF, whose product is annotated as basic leucine zipper ATF-like transcription factor. Gene Ontology annotation, biological process: regulation of transcription by RNA polymerase II. Gene Ontology annotation, cellular component: nucleus. The record is from RefSeq and is a predicted model, not a curated record. Gene Ontology annotation, molecular function: RNA polymerase II cis-regulatory region sequence-specific DNA binding; DNA-binding transcription factor activity, RNA polymerase II-specific. NCBI's taxonomy places the organism in Eukaryota, Metazoa, Chordata, Lepidosauria, Squamata, Elapidae.